AAAGAAUGCAUGGGUUCGCAGUGUGAAUUGCAGUUCGUAUGAGGCUGUUUAUGUGGAAGUUGCGUUCCUGAAACACUACCUUUGAAUAAGGCUAUCAUUGGUCGCCUCACCUUAGUUCCAUUGAGUAUAUAGCGCUAGAUUUAUGUUGUACGUUACGUCUCGUGGUUGGUAGCUGAAACGCUUUUUUUCUGCAAGACGUGACAAGAAGUAGUAUUUUUAAAAUUGAGAAAACUGGAAAUACAUUAUAUUAUUUAGUGCUUUCAAGCGAAACAAGAUUUUGCAUAGAAAAGGCAUGAUAAGUUAUCUAUUUAAUUACCAAAGAAAUUUCUCCUAGUCCAUACAUGGACAAAGUACCCACUAGAUUCUUAACACAUUGAACCCUGAAACUUAGGAAGAGUAUAUAUACAAGUAGAGAACAAAUGUGUUGUCGCUGCAACCUAUUGCAUAAGAGGACAGAAUAGUCGAGUAGAGGUUAUUAAACAGUUUUAUGGUCUUGACUGAUGUCUACAUCCUAUUCAGGCUGGGGUUUAACUACCCAAUGACAUGAUCUUCCAGUUUUCAGUCAGUUGGUCCAAUAUUUGAAUCCUUAUCCACCAACUUCAACCCAGGCAACCAUGUAGUAUCGUUAGCGUCCACAAAAUAAAUGUGGCUCAUGAUCUAGCGCAUAGAUAUGUCCUGCUUGGUUGUUUAAACAACUUUAGUGAUGAGCAUGUAUCUGUUAACUGAAACUCUUGCCCAUUGCUUCAUCUGCCUCUUAUAACGACUUUUUGAAGUUCCAUCCCACCGGUGAUAUCGUCCUCUUCAGGAUCAGAUCUCCCUGUGCUCCUGGAAGUGUGAGUGGUUGUCUUUUCCAGGUUGCCCACCUCACGGAAGUUGAUUUUUUCUUGGGGCACCAGAAACAAAAUUAGCGUUGCUUGACCGCAGAGCACAGGGGACAACUGCUUGAAGCCGAUGAUAUGCGGCCUGUUUGAUUUGGUUUUUAUGGAUGUUUCCGUACUAAUAACUUACCGCCGACUACGAACCAUGGUAGGUUGAGUCGGGAUGUACGAUUUUCGGGGUCAACCUUUUCCAAACCUCCCUGGGAGAAACACCUUACUACCGUUACACCUCUGUUACCCAGCAGUACGACUUUACCGACAGACACAAAAUAGUGUAAACAUAUUACACUAUGUCGGUAACUGCUCAGUCUGAUUGCUAUCCUAACAACCUUUCUGGUAUGAUAGAACCUUCCGAGAUUCUGCUUCCAACCAGUGUAGCUUGUUGGGUCAUUGCAGUAUGCAGUGUCUUUGAUUAAAUAGGGAGUGAGGUGGUAAAGCGUGUUGAUCACUUCACUUAUUUUGGAAUUUUCAUCGGCCUCAACGGGUUGAUCACCGACGAAAUAUCAUCUCGAGUACAGAAGGCACGUGUGACUUAUGCCAGUUUACGCCGUCUCUGGCGUAGACUUAAUAUCCGGGCAUCGACCAAAGGGCUUGCGUCCUGCUCCACAUUUCCCUCUAUACUCCUCUAUAGCUGCGAGACCUGGCAAUUGAGAGUGGAGGAUAUGAAAAGGCUAGUUAUCUUUGAUCAUAGGUGCCUGCGUUCUAUCUCCCGUGUUAAGUGAGGGUGAGCAAUAUUGAGGUUAGGUGUCAAGUGCUAGGUAAGGACGCAAAACCAAUCGAUGAGGCUAUGAAGUUACAUCGAUUGGGAUGGUUAGGACAUGUGAUAAGCAUGCCAAACCACCAUCGCCUUCCUCGACCAACGGGCAAUGCUAGCUGACAUAAGAUCAGGUUGGAGAAUAGUUAGCUAGUGAUAGCCAAACCAAGACAUGGCUUCAUCAGUCAAUGAAAUCCACAACUGUCAGUUCAAACCACGUAGGAAGGUGUGGACUUCCCGGCUGUUUGGAGUCUUCGGGACUGUAAACACCAAUGGCUGGAGACAAUUCGUGUUAUGGCUCAAAAUCCUUCUCAAUGGCUAGCGCAGAUGCAUUCACUCUUUGUGAUUUAUCAUAUCCGAUAAGACUGUUGUUCUUCGAUAUUACUAUUCUUUUUGCCUGAUAUUUCUGUUUGUUAUCUCUCUUUACUGUCUUCACUUGCUUUGUGUGCUACACUACAUGGAAUGUGACAACUCGAACUGGUGCACAUCUGUGCAAAGUUCUGUGUGGAAACCAGUCAAUCAGCUGUUUUUGAUUAUAAGUGUUUGGAUUUUAUCUUCCAUGUUAGGUGGUUAAUAGGGUGAAUAAUAUCUAUGAUGGGCGUUGAUUGUUAGGUGAGAAGGGAAAAUCUAUCGAUGAGGUUGUGAAGCUACAUCGAUUGAAAUGGCCAGAACGUGUGGUACUCAUGCUUACCCGUCACCUUCCUCGACGGGCAUAUUUAGCUGCCAUCGGAUCAAGUUGGGAAAGAGCUGGUGGUUAUCGAACCAAAACUUGCAAUCAGUCCAUGAAAUCUUUAACAUUUAGUCUGAGCCGCGUAGGACGGUGUAGGCUUCCUGGCUGGAGUCCUUGGGAUGAUAAUAACAAAUAGCUUGAGACAAUUGGUGUAACUCAAAAUCGUUUUCAAUGGCACAAACGUUUUCACUAUGUGGUCUACCAUAUCUAAUUAAAGCCUAUCGUUUUUUCCAGUUGCUAUUCUUUCCUUCACCAUACAUUUCUCCUCCUUAUAACUUCUUAAAGUUUUUUUCUCUACUUUUGUAUGCUACAUGGAGUGUGGUGAGUUGAACGGUGGUACUUCUAUGCAAUGUUCUCUGUUGAAACCAGUCUGUCAGCCAACAGCGUUCACUCAUGUUUCAAAUCGUUUCCCUAGAGAGUAUAUUGCUUGCGCUUUCACUGACUGCCAUUGUCAGCAGUCUUAAAGAAGACUCAUCUGACAUAUAAUUAGUUGUUACUCAUAUUCAAAGCCCUCCGGGAUCAUUAUUCUUGUUAAUCAGUUUGGUUGAAACUGUAUAAAACAAGUACCAUUUUUUAUCUUAUUGCUGUUUAACCAAACUUUCUGGCGAAGUCAUAGCUGCUAAUCCAUUUGAGUACACACGUGCUUUGAUUAUCAGUCGGUUACCAUAUUUACGUCAGAGAUGACGAAAGUUGACAAAUGACACAUAUCCUUUUUUCGCGCUGAGAUUUUUUCAGCCUUCAGUCCAUUAAGGCUGGAGCAACCUCCUAAAUAUUUAAAGUGAUUAUGAACACAAAGAGGUCUCUUUUCCUAACUUCGCAGCUAUACAGUUUAGGGGGUUUAUAAAUACAAUAUUAAUUUACAACAAAUGUCAUGAUUCUGCUUAGCUCGGUACUACUUGCAAACUUUGAACUGAUUGUUUGUGGAUUGGAAGAUAUGGGACUCAAGAUACGCUAAAAAGCAAUCAAUAAUUCUAGAAAUCAAAGAAUACCACACGUCCUCCGAGCGCUUUACAGUUGCCUUUUGAUUAGUUACUUCAUAACAUAACGUAUAUCGUGAUACUUAAACAAUGGCCAAAAGUAUGAGAAGCAAGUCGAAGCGUCGGUUUCGAGCGAUAAAACGCAAAAGAAGCUUCAAAAAACUGAAAGAACACUUGUUGGAGCUGACCAAAAGUGACGAUAACAAAGUGCCUUCGGAACAAGAGGAAAACUGUAUUGAAAUGCAAAGUGUUCCAAAAAAGCUACCAAAAAUAUUAUGCAAUGAACAUGGAACCUAUCCAGUUUGGCUUAGCAAAAAGGAGCGUAAAACACAAAUCAGACUAAAAAGGCUUCAAAAAAAAAACUCACGGUCUAAAAAGUGCAAACUGUAAAUAAAUGUUUCCUCUGCUUAUUUUAUCUUUAAAAAUAU
Messenger RNA from Trichobilharzia regenti, 3767 nucleotides. Lineage: Eukaryota; Metazoa; Platyhelminthes; Trematoda; Strigeidida; Schistosomatidae. The record is from the annotation of a GenBank genome assembly.